Phytophthora nicotianae INRA-310 is the source of this 3535-nucleotide messenger RNA. RefSeq lists its product as hypothetical. The coding region runs from base 42 to 3485 and encodes 1147 amino acids. Lineage: Eukaryota; Oomycota; Peronosporomycetes; Peronosporales; Peronosporaceae. Gene Ontology annotation, molecular function: protein binding. The record is from RefSeq and is a predicted model, not a curated record. Gene Ontology annotation, cellular component: extracellular exosome; motile cilium. Gene Ontology annotation, biological process: cilium assembly; cilium movement. The transcript has 2 exons.
AACGGCGCCCUUUGAGGAUCGACGGCGCCGGAACAUCCGACAUGGAGACGCCGGUCGCGAGCGGGUUUUUUGCCGUAUCGCUGUACUCGUUGGCGUGGCAUCCCGAUAGCUUCAAUGUUGAGACAGCAGAGCGCCAGAUUUGGUGCUUUGUGCAGCUCGUACUGCCACCAGAACAGCCUCUUGAGAGUGUCUGGUUUGCCGCGGAGGACGAAAAUAUGAUGACCAGGAGCGUCUCGAUCUCAACACAGAACAGCAAACAGACUCUGGACUAUAACCAGAGCUCGAGAGCAGUGUCUCUCACGGCUGAAGCCAUGCAGGAACUGGUGCAAACGCAGCUACUACUGUCAUUUUACAGCGGCGUAUCCCGAACUCGAGCGACGGAUUUUCUACUGAGCAAGACACUCGUGCCAUUACGAACGGCACUUUUAGGUGGGAAGAAGAGUCAGCAGGUGGAAUUCGUAUCGCCUGGAGAGAAGUUUGUGGUUGAUCUCGACGUCCAAUGCGACGUGGCUCUGGCUGAUUAUCUGCUGGGCGCGAGAAUAAUGGAACUUCAUACACCUCGGUUGUUGAAUUUGCCUGCUGAGUGGACAGUUCCUGGAUGCAUGAGCAAUGAGGAAGCGAUUAAGUUUUGUACAUCAGAGCAGAAUACUGCUUCUUAUGAGCUGAAGAUCACACUGCCACAACUUGAGGAGAAUGAUAACCGUCUGGAUGUUGGCGGUGGAGACGAAAGAGCAACGCCACUGUAUAAAUUUGAUGUUAGUGCAUUGAAGGGAGGGAAAUUACAUUUUGAACCUGCUCAUGGGGGAUCUGAGAAGCCUGAAGCGAUAGAAAAUGCUAUUCAACCGGCACAAACAGGUGGCGAACAGCAAGAGGAGCGACCAGCUACCCCCGUUUCGACUUUGUCAGGAGAUUGGAGUGUCCAGUUUCCUCCAACGGCCAUAAUAUCUGUACUACUUUUCAAGAACUCCGUCGACCGUCUGAUUGAAUUUCUUACGGUGGAGAAACACGUGGGUGGAACGUUACGGCGAAGUCCGGUCGAAAACUUGAACGGAAAAGCAAUAGAUGCCAUUUCAAGCGAGUUCAGUCUCUAUCUGAACGAGCUUCUCGCGCCUGGUACCGCGCAAAUUCUGCCGAAGGCUCCACUACGAACUCUGUCACCAGUUACACGAGCCUUCCUGGAGCAGGAGCUUGCAGUAGCCCCUUCGAAUGAUGACAAGAAGAGGUUUCAGGCAGCUCUAGCCGACUACGAAACGACUGUGCAGAAGGCAGCAUCUCUAACCACCGCAGCAAUGAGUGCCGGAACACAGAUCGAGAUUGCUGCAGAGAUAUUGCACACACCACUAGUUCUGCAGCCACCACAAGUCUUGGAGUCUCCCUCAAAAUCAAUAACGCAGCUCAUUUCUCCGCGCGAUCUGGAAGCUGAGAGUGAAGAACGACGCAAUAUCCAUGGGGAUCUGCGUUCAGAACUGCGUCUGGUGAUGGUAAGUCUAUUGCGCGAGUAUAAGGAGGUGUUUCGCAACAAUGAAGACGGAAAGCAAGCGAUGGGUGACUAUGCAGCUAAUGCUCCCGCUCUACGUGAUGAUAAAAAGCAGACUCUCAUCUACCGAUUAAAUACUCAAGGUGUAUACCACUCGUUUAAAGAAGCACUCAAGAAGCGAAUCGUGCCUGUCAUCCGCGAUUCCUUUUCUCAUAGUGAAGUCGUUUUGGAGGUAAAUGAAGCUGAUGGGCAUGUCCAACCAGACGAGAAAACUGUGGAGGAGAAGAAGAAGGAGCAGUUCGGUCAGCUGUACACUAUUCUUAUGCAAGAAGUGAAUGCAAUUCUGAACGAAACAUUCUAUGCAGACUCGAACGCGCAGUUGGAAAAGGCCCAUGCGACAGCUGAGGGGCGACCGACAUUAAAGGAAAUCGAGUCCGUCAUAGAAGUGCUGCGGCUUAAAACUGUGGAGAACGAGGUUAGUGGUGAUUUCGAGAAAUGCGAGACGCUGCAUUUGGACCGAAUUGCAUACGCAGAGCAGCAUGCGGCUCACAUCCAAACGCACCCGAAAAGCCACAAGCUGAUUGACGUGGAUACGAAUUCUGCAUCUCAACUACUGAUGAAUGUCUGGUACGACUACGCACGAUUCUGUAUUGGUCAGGCAAAACUUGACAAGGCUGGAGCAGCUUUACAUCAGUGCUUGCGUCUCAAUUCACACGCUAUUCAAGCGUUGAUCGCUCUCGUAGCUGUGCAGUACGAGCUUCGUGACUUCGCACGCGCGGAGUCUUUCGUGAAGAACGCUGUGCUUGAAGCAGAGGCCAACGUUCAAACAGGUAACGGGAAUAGCGUUGAGCACAGUGCGCUGGCUCACGCUUUGUUUGCGUACCUCUUUUCACAAUUCGAGGGAAAAGACCCGACCGGCAAUUUAACGUUGUUCGAGCUACUCAAUGCACAGAAAAUGCUGCAGACUAAUACUGGUAACGUCAAAAACAAAGAUGUUACGUGUGUGAGUGCGGUAUGGAUAAUCCUAGCAGAAUACGCCCAUGAGUGCAAACUGUGGGGAGUCACGCAACAAGCGCUGCAACUAGCCGACAGUCAUAUGAAACCUCACGACGUACUCAGUGGUGAAUUACGAGUCAUGAAAAGAGCGAUGGAAGCCGAGCUGUGUUUGAGAGAUGGUGAUGCUGGUGAGGACGUUGCUUCUCGGGCGAUCAAGUUGCUGCAGGAAGCUCUAGAAAUCGAUGCAUCUCAUCCCGUUGCUUGGUUUACUCUGGGAAAAGUGUAUCUCCGACAAGAUUCUCAAACGAAGACGGCAAUAGAGUGUCUGCAGCGAGCACUUGAGCAUCGUGGAACUCUAAACACAGAAGCGCUGCGAUUUGGAUUGUACUUGCGGCUCGGUCUAGCACUUUUGCAUUCGUCACAGUUUGAGACAGCUGAGACUACUUUUCUGUUAGGGUGCGACGAGUUUCGCCUAGCUUCCUGCUGGCUUGGAGUGGGGAUUGCUUGUCUUCGGCUCGAACGAUGGGAACGGGCGCAGAUGGCAUUAGCGGAGGCCAAUAGAUUGGACUUCUCGAACCCAGACGUAUGGGGAUAUCUGGCACUUCAUUCUCUCACAGCCCAUGCUUCUGUCCGUGUUCGCGAUGAAAAAGAUGCUCAGCAAUUUGUUGCACAAGCAAUAAGGCAUAACCUCAGCAAUCCAGCUCUACUGCGAGAGCUCAGUAAUGCAUUUGUGGCGAUUGAUCGUCUCGAAAGCGCAGAAAAGCUACUGCGACGAUCAUUAGCCUGUCAGGACUCCUCUCUCACGCGGAAAACACUGGCAGACGUGUUGGCUGCUCAGAACUGUGCUGAGGAUGCUCUUCGACAGUAUACUACGUCACUUGAAGUGACUGAAGAUGUAGAAGAACGUUGCACUCUGUUGGAGAAAUGUGCUCAACUACUCACUACUCUAGGUAGACCAGAAGAAGCGACCGAGUACCGAACCAUAGCAAAACAGUUCCAGUCUAACAGCUAGCUUUUAUCGAUGAUAACGAUAAUCUGAUUGAAAUGUUUCUCUUACUGCGU